Messenger RNA from Polistes dominula (European paper wasp), 9896 nucleotides. RefSeq lists its product as uncharacterized. The record is from RefSeq and is a predicted model, not a curated record. Gene Ontology annotation, biological process: cell fate specification; nervous system development; negative regulation of microtubule depolymerization. Gene Ontology annotation, molecular function: beta-catenin binding; microtubule binding. Gene Ontology annotation, cellular component: catenin complex; cytoplasmic microtubule; beta-catenin destruction complex. NCBI's taxonomy places the organism in Eukaryota, Metazoa, Arthropoda, Insecta, Hymenoptera, Vespidae.
UGUAUAUUUAAAUUUGAAAUUAAUAAUAAUUAAAAAGAGAAACAAGUUUACAAAAGUAUGUCGAAUGAAUGACAAAAAACAAAAAUUUAACUUUCUCCCCAAAAUCAAACAUGCAUAUCUACGUUCCUGAAGAGAUUAAGGAACUUUGAUUUAUUACAUUUAAAUCAUAAUAAACGUCGAUAUCGUUAUCGUUAUUCACAAACGUAUAUGUUGUAUGAACGGAAAGGGAAAGUUCGUAAAUUCUAUCCUAUGUGUUUCUUUUUUAUUUUAUUUUAUUUUAUUUUUUUCAUCUUUGAAAAAAAACCCAGCACAAAAUACAAGUGCGUUAAAGUGCACUAGUAACACGAAAGUAGCAGGGGUAGGGUAUAAAUUGUAAUAGGGACGAUGGUGUGUGGUGGUGAUUACGGUGGGGGUAAAAUUGGAAGGAGAGAAGAGAUGAUAUUGUGCGCGCGCAGUUUUGUCACGAGGUGGGGAGAAGGUCGCGCGCGGGAAUAGCUGUCGUAAGUGGGAGAGAGAGUUAGAGUGGUUGGUAGGGAGAGGGGUAUCGCGAGUUCGCACGUAACGUGUUCGCACGAGUUUUCAAACGGCAACGUUAGGAAGAAGAUCACUAUUGACUACUCUUCCCUUGUCUUCUUUUCGUUGCUAUCCACAGUUUACGUGUUAUUUUAUUAUUUAUCCAUUCUCUUUUCAUUAUAUUUUUUUGUAUUUUAUUUUAGACUAUCGAUCAACACAAAUCUUUUGAUCAAUGACUAACGUGCAUCGUGUAGUGAGGACUUUAGUGAAAUUAGAAAAAUAAAAAUCAAAAAAAGUGAUUUUUUUAUUAGUUAUCGUCAUUCGUUGUCAUCUUUAGGUGGACAUCGUUCGAGAAUACAGGUUUCGAUAAAAAAAAAGAACAAAAAAGUAAUCGCCGAAAAAAAUGUCGGUGGAGGAGGGUGGUAAAAUAAGGCGUCCAGCGAAGGCGCGGCUAACACAAGGAACGAUACGUAAAUGAAGCCAAAUGAGAGAGGAAUGACGCUUCCAAUAUCGAGCUAUGAGAAGCUUCUCGAUCAGGUUCGAGAGCUUACUCACGAGACGAGACUGUUGCAACGAGACUUGCAUUCUGCUCUCUACAACGCGAACAUCCCUCCCCCGGACGUGAAUCACAAUUUUACUUACGACAGACGCGAUUAUAAAAAAGGAAGAAUACUGGCAGACAAUAUAUUAAGAAAAGACGAAAAAAGACGUAGGACUGAGGAUGGACAAAGUCCUUUCGUUGAGUGCAACAAUCUUCGACUUCGUCCACGGUUCCUAUCAAAUUUGGAGAGUGUCGACUAUUUUAGAUCGAGCGACCUCACCAGUCGACUUUUGGCCCAGAGAAACUACGAGCACGAUCGAUUGAUCUCGCAGGAGGACGUGGAGGUGGUGGCAUCGAAGAAAACUUGGGGUUUGUUCCCAGAGGAGAAUACAGAAAGAAGAGUAGUAAUAGGAGGAGCGGUAAGAGUAGGAGAGAGAGGAGGAGGAGGAGGAGGAGGAGGAGGAGGAUUGGUAGGAGAAGCUCAUCACUCGUACGAGAGAUUCGAAGUGGAAGAGUGCGUUGGUAGUAGCAGCGGUUUGGGUACCAGCAGCAGUAGUAGCAGCAGUAGCAGCAACAAUUUGGUUCAAAGUAACAACAGCAGCAGCGGUAGCAGAAGUAGCAGAUAUAAUCCUGCAAGCGUUAGACGACCACCGAUCCGGAUUUUGGAACGCGAUAGUAGUACGGCCCUGGUUUACCCCGUGGUUGUCGCGGCGCACGAGCCGGAGACAAGCUGCUCGUCGAGACGUCCAGCCGCUUUAGCGGUGCCGGCAGUGCCGGUGGUGGUGGCACCCACGACGAUCAUCACCACCACCAACACCACCAUCAACACGGCUGCCACGACGGCUACUACUGCGGCAGCGGCUGUUAGAUCUGCCGCUGCCAAGAACUUGCUCAUCGAUGCUACAAAUACUACUGAUUUACGUCAAUCAAAUUAUCUAUUAUCAUCGGCCGGUUUUAUCAAGGAUACCAAGAAAGAGGAUGCCAUGGAACCCGAGAUCAAAGAAGAAGACGAACGGAGAUCGUCCACCUCCAGUCCUGAGUUUUAUGUGAGAAGAAAUAAAUGUUACAACGAGGAUGCCAGUAGCGAGGAAGAAAACAAGCCAGGCAGUUCCCUUCAAUGUCAUGGAUUACAAUCAUCCUAUAGCGGAACUUGGCCUAUCAGACGAGAUUUAUGGGCAAAUCAACAAAUGGGAUUUUCCAAUCAACAAAGUACAUCGAGUAUGUCUACCCAUAACGACAUGGCAAGUGUCAUGAGUUUUUCAUCAAAUUCUGGUACGAUGCUUGGUAAUUCGACGGAAAUGCAAGGACAUCGUAGAUUGGGAGCUAAAGUUGACGUUGUCUAUAAUUUGUUGAGCAUGUUAGGAAGUUCCGAAGGUCGAGAGGAUAUGAGUUCAACCUUAUUAUCAAUGAGUACUUCUAUCGACAGCUGCCUCGUUAUGAGACAAUCCGGUUGUCUACCUUUGCUCGUUCAAUUGAUUCAUGCUCCUGGACAAGAUCCAGAAACGAGAGAAAGAGCAUCCCGUGCGUUGCACAAUGUCGUUCAUGCAAAAAGCGACGAAAGAGCAGGACGUCGCGAGGCACGAGUUCUCAGGUUUCUCGAACAAUUACGAGAUUAUUGUCAAUCAUUAAGAACAUUGUUGGAAUCAGGACAGUCAGCGGAUCUUGACAAACAUCCAGGACCAACGAUAGCAGCCCUCAUGAAAUUAUCGUUUGAUGAGGCACAUCGUCAUGCGAUGUGUCAACUCGGUGGUCUUCAUGCUGUCGCCGAAUUAAUAGAGAUGGAUCACCUAGCUCAUGGCAGCGAAUGCGACGAUCAAAAUUGUAUCACUUUAAGAAGAUACGCGGGCAUGGCAUUGACCAAUUUAACGUUUGGCGAUGGUAACAACAAGGCUCUUUUAUGUUCCUUCCGUGAAUUUAUGAAAGCAUUGGUCUCUCAAUUGCGAAGCCCCAGCGACGAUCUCAGACAAGUAACUGCAAGCGUAUUGAGAAAUUUAUCAUGGCGAGCCGAUAGCAGUAGCAAACAAACGUUGAGGGAAGUUGGAGCAGUUACUGGAUUGAUGAAAGCUGCUAUGGAGGGUCGAAAAGAAUCAACUCUGAAGUCUAUAUUAUCGGCACUUUGGAAUCUAUCUGCUCAUUGUAGUACCAACAAAGUGGACAUAUGCGCGGUCGAUGGAGCUCUCGCUUUUCUCGUCGAUAUGCUCAGUUACAACGCUCCGUCUAAAACUUUGGCCAUUGUUGAAAAUGCCGGUGGUAUAUUGCGAAACGUAUCUUGUCACGUUGCCGUUAGAGAAGAUUACAGAGCUAUUGUACGAGAAAGGGGUUGCUUGCAAGUACUUUUACAACAAUUACGAUCACCCAGUUUAACAGUUGUCAGUAACGCCUGCGGAGCACUUUGGAAUCUUUCAGCGAGGUGUCCACAAGAUCAACGUCUUCUUUGGUCCCUGGGUGCUGUACCUAUGUUACGAAGUCUCGUACAUUCGAAGCAUAAAAUGAUAUCCAUGGGUUCUAGUGCAGCGUUAAAAAAUUUACUUAGUGCCAAACCUGGCUGUAGCAAUCUGGUUCAAUUGGAUUCAACUGCGCGCGGACUUGGAUUAUCGACCUUGCCAUCUCUCGCAGCUCGAAGACAACGCGCUCUCGAACAAGAAAUCGAUCAAAAUCUAGCUGAAACUUGUGAUAAUAUUGAACCCAGUACGUCACCAACUAACAAGGAAGAUAAAUUUACGUUUAAAGCUGAUCACAGUUUCCUCGCUGCUAAUACACGUGGAUUACGAUCUUACCAAUUGUAUAAUCAAUCUGGUACAUCCGGCAAUAAAUGUAACGGAGUUUCCAGAAGCGAAAGUAGAGAAUCCAUGAGGUCGGUAACUAGUACACAUUCUGACACGAUGUUUGAAAGAGUUCAUCGACACGUUAUGAAUGGAAUGUCGCCAACCGAAGCGCAAGGAAAACAAUCUUUAUCUUUACACGCAGCAACAGGAUUUGAUAAUGGAAUACAACUGGAUAAUCCAAAAACAACUUCAUCUGAGAAGAAAUACACGUUGCGUUACAAAAAUGCAUUACCCGACAUUGGAUUUGGUAAUGGCAGUGAAUUACGUUCAACUACUUCAACAAUAUCAUGGUCAUCUGUUCCUGAUCAAGAAGCUGUUUGUUCCCAAACUUUAUUACAUUCAUCUGUCGAAGACAACGCUUUGUUACUCAAUCAAAGUAUGUCAUCCACGUCUAAAUUCACCAGUCAAUCAAGCAUUUCGGAAGAUACCGAAGUAACUGUUUGUCAAAAUUCGGAAUACCGUAGCGAUAUUCCUAAAUCUAAAUCGGAAAUAUCGUCGCAACUAUCUUACGUACCUGAUAAUUUUUCAACUAAGCAAUGCGAGGAUUACGAUCGCAUGUUGUUGCAUCAACACGAUCCUCUGAAUUCGAUUCAAAAUGUAAUAUCACCUACUUUGAGUCAUAAUUCGGAAGAAUCAUUGUUUCGAAAUUAUACCGAAACUGAUCUAGAUCAGCCCACGGAUUAUAGCAUACGAUAUGCUGAGCAAACUAUUGAGGAUGACGAAAAACAGCACGCCGUAUAUUUUGUUACUACCGAACAAGGUCUCAUCUCAUCUUCAUUACCGAAUGAAGUCUCGUCCCAAGAAGAUGACACUGUUAAAAUGUAUUGUACCGAAGGUACACCACGUGGAAUUUCGUUGAAUUCUUCUCGAGCAGCUUCAUCUUCCGAUUUACAGGAAGACAGUAAAAUAAAAAGUUUAUCGAGAAAAUUAUUGGAACCCAAUAAAUUGCAUGAUACUGAGCAGAACGAUAAAGCGUCAUCUUUGUCGGAUGUCGUCGAAAAAGUUAAUCGUUUUACUAUCGGUCAAGAUAAAAAACAAGAUUUCAAUCCUACAAAAGAAUUCUUGAAUAAAACGACGUGGCAAGAAUCAUCAUCAGUGUCAAAUAAUUGUCAAUAUAAUCAAGAUAAUUCUUCAAAAAUAAAUUCAUCCGAUAUUAAAAUAGAUAAGCAUGAGAUAAUAACUAAUCAAAGCAUAGCAUUUGAUAGCGAGUCUAGAACUUCGAAAGAGUUAUUCCUAAACAAAGGUACUUCUUACGUUGGUAAUUUAGAUCAAGCUAGCGAUGUUGAUGAAGAUGAUGAAGAUUUACUUGCUGCUUGUAUCAACAUUGGAAUGCAAAACAAUAGACAUAGGCAUUCCUUCAUAGGAAAUAGUUUUGAAAAACUUCCAAGAGCAGAGAGUAAUUUGAUGAGGUAUCAAACCAGCAUUGCUUUAGAUCAAGUAGAAUCUAACGAUUCUAUUGGCUCUGCAAGUGAUUCUUUCAAUCUAAUACAACCAGAAACUGCUGGAAAAGCACUGCCUAUAAAUAAUUUGAGAGAGCAUUCGUCAUCAGUUUUGUUAGAUAUCAUUCAAUCGUCUAAGGAUGAAGUUUUGAUAACCAAAGAAGAUCAAACGAAUUCGAAGGAAUUAAGUAAAGAAAAAACGAUGCUUUCUCAAAAUAUGCAGAAAGAUUCUUCGAACGGUAACAUUAGCGUAACUAGUGUAACAAAUCAUAAUAAUUUAUCUGCUCAUACUGCAUCUUCAACAAUAGAUGUAGCUCUUAGUAGUAUUAAGAAAACAACUACAUCAAAUAUCAACUAUUCCAUACAAGAGAAAUCAGAGCCUUCUUCUGUAACUUCUAACGAUGUUUGCAUCAACAAAGAUCUUGAAAUCCUGAAGAAAGAUGAAUUAUUUACAGAAACAGAAAUUGUAGAAAAUGCAAACGAAACAAGAAUAAAGAGUACAGAUUCCGAAAGCAGUAAUUCCAUCGAUUCGGUUGAACAAUCGGAACACGCAUUGUUAGAACUGUGCAUACAAAGUGGACUUCCUAAGGCGACUGAAAAUAUUACAGGAAAGCUUAUUUCAAUUAUUAAUCAACCAAAUAAAUUAUUGAACGAUGAAUCUUACACUUAUUUGAAAAAUUCCUUGAAAGAUGAGAGUAGUAUUGAAAGUACGAAGGAUGAUCUCGAUGGAAAGGAAACGUACGUUGUUGAUAAGACGAUUAAACGUGUGGAAGAAGAUGUUUAUAGACGGCAACGCGAUCCCGACGCUAUGAUCGCAUCGUUGGAUCGGCUGACAGCUACUUUGGUACAACAAACCGAAGCGAUACGUGAAAGAGAUUCUUCAAAUACAAUGAAACAAAGUAUAUUGAGUGAUACGUGGAACGAAGAUUCCCCCAAUGAAAUGUCUUUUCCAAGUAUAAGCAUUAGUGCUCCUAUGAUUCCUUCCUUCAAAAGCGAUGUUCCAGAUGGUCAAACAACAACCAUGUCUGAUAUUGCGGAAGGUGAAGACGAUGAACAUGUAAGUAUGACUGAUUCCAAAAUCAUUCAGCAGGAAGCUAUUAAAUUAGCAGAAGCAGUCGAUGCUGAAGUUAAUAAGCAAAAUGAAAUGGAAACAACAAGUAUGACAUCUAUUGAUCUCGACGCCAUUAAACCACCAUCGUCUAUGGGAAGUUUAUUGUCUUUGACCGCCAGUUACGCUGGACCUACGGAAAACACAGAAAGUUACGUGAACAGAGAUAGAUGUUACUCUACUUCUCUACCACCCGUUCAAACUAAGAAUCAAUCGGCUACCGAUACGCGAAAUUGUCGAAAGAAAUCUUUGCCUCUUGGCGUUGUGGCUAAAAGAGCAUUGAAUCAGGGACAAAGUCAUACUGGUAGUUUAGAGAAUUUGCUCAACGAUUGUGUACACUCUCAUUUGGAAAACGUUAAGCCACCUUCAGUAAUGGACGAAUUGUUAGAUGUUGGAGAUAUGGAAAACAGUAUGCUGAGUGUUGCGAGUAUUACCUCGGAAGUAGCUGAUAAUAAAGAUCAUGAUUCACAUUCAUUAUCAGGAAGUGAUCCAGUAUUUGAUCUUCUUAAGCCUGUCGCUAAUGUAUUGUCAAUUACAUGUAUGCGAUAUGCCGAAGGCAUGCAAUCUAGUGGAAACAAUAGCCUGAGUGAAUAUUUAGAAAACAUUAAUCCUCCAUCUCUCUUCAACGAAGUGAGUGAAAUGGAUCAAUCGACGGUGGAAGGAAACACAGAUACUCUGUGCAACGAUACUUUAUGUAUAGAUGCAGAAUUACGCACAGAAGAAGUACCACCUACUCUGGUAGAAGCUAUUGACGAAGGUGAAAACGAUACCGACGAAGGAGUUACUACAAUUUCUUCGGAAUAUUGUCUCAGCAGUUCUGCAGAGUCGACUCCAAAGAAAAGAUCGAAUAAAAAUCAUUUGACGCCAAAACAAAAAAGAAACUUGGCAAAGGAGAGAUACAAAACGUAUACGAUCGCUGCUGAAUUUGUUAAGAAAGAAGAAGAGAGGCGUAAGCAAGAAGGUAAACCAGGAGAAACGCCAAACAAAAUAAUCCAAGGCAAGUGUUCUCCUAUCUCUAAAUUAACACCCAAACAACGUAGACAAGAAGAUAGGGCACGUUUUCAAACUCAAGUACUUGAAAAUCCAUUUCCAAGUAUCAAUGUGCUAGCAAGUAACAAAGAAGAAAUAGAACAGUCAUGUCAACAAAAGGAUCCAGAAGUUGAAGAUCCAGCAUCUGCUAGCAAAUCUUCCAUCCCUACGCUCACAAAAUUGCCGAUGCCUAAAGCAUUGAGGAAGAAGCGUGCCGAAAAUCAAGAAAAUAAAGAAAGAUAUCGCACAAGAACGUUAAAUGAUUCGGAGUGUUUGCAAAAGACUGAUGACUGCGAUUUAGAAGCAACGGUAAAUGUUUUAGAAAAAGAAAAUACUGAUAACGUGCACAACGUUGCAUUAGAAGAAAUCAAUAACAUGUUAGAGCAUAAUGCUACUAUAGUAUUAAAUACCUUGAAUGAAUCUAGUAAGAAUCAUGCGAUUUCUCUUGGUGACGAUGUUCUAUUGGAUCAAGAAACUUUAAGCCUAGUAUCGAACGAAUCUGGGUCUGAACAAAGUCUAAGAUUGUGCUUUGUCAAUGGGGUAUCUAAAAAACUAUUGGAUACGUAUACUCAUCAAACACAAGAAAUUUCGCAAAAAUUCAAUCACAAUGUCCAGGAAGAAAAAGAUAAAUCUGACGUAGAACAUGCUCAAGAAGAAAUUGAUCCUGUGGAAUCGGGGAGCGACAAUGGUUCUAAUUGCACCGAAGAACAAUGUCAGGUAUUGAAACGUCCGCGUAUAAUUAAACCAGGAAUGAGUAGCAGUAGAGACGUUAGCGCGGAUUCGAAUAAUACUGACAAGUCAGAACCGGGAAGUCCAAAAGCAAUUCGUGGAAGGAGAAAAGCAUUGUAUUCUAAUCCAAUUACUAGAAAACCAACUCCGCAGUCAUCGCCCUUGAAACAUCCAACUCCAAUUAGCGCUAUUCCUAUUGGACGUAGUAACACCUCUCCUAUUGUUAGAACUACUAGGGCUACUACUCUUAGGCAAAGUAACGGUUCAGGUGUAACUGCUACUACAAAAGAACCUUUGAAGACAAAUACCAGUCCAAAAAUAUCCUCUGCUAUUGCCAGUUACGAAAAUAAAAUUAAAAAUAUGAAUGCUGCGAGUAAAAGAACAUCGGUUCCCAGUAAAGGAUCUUCGUUAACAUUUACUAGACCCAACAAACGUCACAGUACACCUGCAUGCUCUUCAAAUAGCCAAGGCGAAUGUAAAGCUGAAGUACCACCGACAAAACCAUUAGAACGUCAAGGAACAUUCACUAAGGAUGAGCCAGAAGUAGAAAAUGCACCAACAGUAUUUUCACCAGCCUCACCGGUAAAGACUAAAAUUGCUAAACCAAUAAAAGGAACGUCAAAGAUUCAUCCGGCCGUUGGAAAAUCGAAAAUUUCAGUAAGAGCUCAUCAAACAUAUCAGACGAAAGGUGUGAAAGCAAAUGGUAUUGAAAAACCACAGGUAUCGAAAGUCGUGCCAACGUUAGGAAUUCCUAAGAGCAGUGCUAAAUUAACAGGAACAGGUAAAGGUUUAACAAGUAAUCAGAGCGCAUUGCAAAAUGAUAGUGGAAAAGUUUAUAGAAAGGUAGGACCAUUAGGUCAGAGAUCCAACAGUAAUUCUAGCAUUAUAUCCGAUACGUCGAACGGCGUACAAGGUCGUAGAUUAGCAAAGGAAGCUACGAGUAAAAUUGCUAGUCUUUGGAAGAAGGUAGAAGAAAAUAAGACCAAACAAUUGUCUGAUAAAUCGGACGCGAGAAAAUGGAUAACACCUGUUAGCGGUGCGACGGAAGUAGUAGACGGGCAAAUAAUUUCAAGCAAACCACCCGCGUUUAGAUUGUUCCGUAGCUCAACGUUCGAAGGAGUUCCUCAAGACGACAGUCAUAAGUUGUCUAUACAAAAAUCUCGAUCCAAACAGCCAUCUAUAAUGAACGUUCAAGCCAACGGAAUAAAAUACAGAAAUUCGUGCGAUUUGAGCGGUAUGAACGCGAGCGAGGCGCCAUGUAAGAUUCCUGUUAAAUCAUCUAAUCCUACCACAUCAAAAAAAGAUAUCGUACAAGGAGAUAAUAGCGUUGUUUUACGGCGUCAACAGGGAAACGAUGCUGGAAAUGAAAUUGACAGUGUUAAACGCAUGUCACGGCUUGGUUCUUUUAUAACAGUAGACCCACCAAAUUCGGAUAUUGCACAAAUACCAGUUAUGUCCAUGGGCACUGGACGUACACCACCGGCAUCAGCUGUCGUACCACCCUUUAAUUACAAUCCUAAACCGGCAGACAUUCCUUCGCACAUAGUUAAAUCCAGAUCAGAUGACAAUGGGGAAGGAAAGUUCGAAGUUACGGAUAGUCAAACGGAAAUAGUUACGGCCUCUUCGAGAGUAACGACGGUAUAGAGUAACAUCUUACAAGUUUUGUAGCAGUAAUUUUUUAUUGUUGCAAACCUAGUCAUUAUAAAAAAAUG